Anoplopoma fimbria (sablefish) is the source of this 1230-nucleotide messenger RNA. Its product is annotated as 5-hydroxytryptamine receptor 1A-beta. The record is from RefSeq and is a predicted model, not a curated record. NCBI's taxonomy places the organism in Eukaryota, Metazoa, Chordata, Actinopteri, Perciformes, Anoplopomatidae. The transcript has a single exon. Gene Ontology annotation, biological process: regulation of hormone secretion; regulation of behavior; adenylate cyclase-activating adrenergic receptor signaling pathway. The coding region runs from base 1 to 1230 and encodes 409 amino acids. Gene Ontology annotation, cellular component: plasma membrane. Gene Ontology annotation, molecular function: G protein-coupled serotonin receptor activity.
AUGGAGGGCACAAACAACACCACAGCCUGGUCUCAGUUUGACAACUCUUCCAACAAAACCCCAAAACCAGAGGACGAGGAGGUGAAGCUGAGUUACCAAGUGGUCGCAUCCCUUCUGCUUGGUGCCCUCAUCCUGUGCUCAAUAUUUGGGAAUGCUUGCGUGGUCGCAGCCAUCGCCUUGGAGAGGUCUCUCCAAAAUGUGGCCAAUUACCUGAUCGGCUCUCUGGCAGUCACCGACCUGAUGGUGUCGGUGCUGGUGCUGCCCAUGGCUGCGCUUUACCAGGUGUUGAACAGGUGGACUCUCGGGCAGAUUCCGUGCGACAUCUUCAUCUCUCUGGACGUGUUGUGCUGCACCUCGUCCAUCCUGCACCUGUGUGCCAUCGCCCUGGACAGGUACUGGGCCAUAACCGAGCCCAUAGAGUACAUGAAGAAGAGGACACCGAGGAGAGCUGCUGUUCUCAUCAGUGUCACCUGGCUGGUUGGGUUCUCCAUCUCGGUGCCGCCGAUGUUGAUCAUGCGUUCGAAGCCCAGCAGCAUGGCAGAGGACAGGGCGAACCCAAAGCAGUGCAAGAUCAGGCAAGACCCCUGGUACACAAUAUACUCAACUUUCGGGGCUUUUUAUAUCCCAUUAACUCUAAUGCUGGUUCUGUAUGGGAGGAUAUUCAAAGCUGCCAGGUUCAGGAUCAGGAGGACGGUGCGUAAAACGGAGAAACAGAAAGUGUCCGACUCCUGCUUGGUUCUAUCCCCUGCGUUGUUCCAUAAAAAGACUCCAGAUGCGCAGGGGAAGAGCUGGAAGAGGAGCGUGGAGCCUGUCAAUGGUGCUGUGAAACACGCAGAGGAUGGAGAGUCUCUGGAGAUCAUAGAAGUUCACAGCAACUCCAAAUGCAACCUGCCACUGCCCAACACUCCGAGCUCAGUGCCACUGUUUGAGAGCAGACAGGAGAAGGCCACCGAGGCCAAGAGGAAGAUUGCUAUGGCCAGGGAGCGAAAAACAGUGAAGACUCUGGGGAUCAUCAUGGGGACCUUCAUCCUCUGCUGGCUGCCCUUCUUCAUCGUCGCCCUGGUCAUGCCCUUCUGCCAGGGGUCCUGCUACAUGCCAAGGUGGCUGGAGGAUGUCAUAAACUGGCUGGGAUACUCCAACUCUUUACUCAACCCUAUUAUUUACGCCUACUUCAACAAAGACUUUCAGAGUGCUUUCAAGAAAAUAAUCAAGUGUCAUUUCUGCAGGUGA